This is a messenger RNA of Chaetura pelagica (chimney swift), 3141 nucleotides long. It is a transcript of the gene SSH1, whose product is annotated as slingshot protein phosphatase 1. Gene Ontology annotation, molecular function: protein tyrosine/serine/threonine phosphatase activity; actin binding. Lineage: Eukaryota; Metazoa; Chordata; Aves; Apodiformes; Apodidae. The record is from RefSeq and is a predicted model, not a curated record. Gene Ontology annotation, cellular component: cytoplasm. Gene Ontology annotation, biological process: protein dephosphorylation; negative regulation of actin filament polymerization; actin cytoskeleton organization.
UUUGAAUUUACUGACUUCUGUCUGACUCUUGGGCCAGCACAAUGCUUCUGCUGUUCAAAGAAAACCCGUCCAAAUUACCUCAGCGAGAGCUUUUUCAUGGUGAAAGGUGCAGCCCUUUUCUUGCAGCAAGGAAACAGCGCCCAGGGCCAGAGGAGUCUCCAGCAUCCUCACAAACAUGCAGGUGAUUUGCCCCAACACCUCCAGGUGAUGAUCAACCUCCUUCGCUGUGAGGACAGGAUCAAACUGGCUGUCCGUUUGGAAAGCGUGUGGACAGACCGAGUGCGGUACAUGGUGGUCGUGUACAGCAGCGGCCGGCAGGACACGGAGGAGAACAUUCUGCUGGGGGUGGAUUUCUCCAGCAAGGAGAGUAAGAGCUGCACUAUAGGAAUGGUUCUUCGCCUGUGGAGUGAUACUAAAAUCCAUCUUGAUGGUGAUGGUGGCUUCAGCGUGAGCACUGCAGGGAGGAUGCACAUCUUCAAGCCAGUGUCAGUGCAAGCCAUGUGGUCUGCUUUACAGAUCCUCCAUAAAGCCUGUGAAGUUGCCAGAAGGUACAACUACUUCCCCGGUGGGAUGGCCUUGGUCUGGGCCACCUACUAUGAAAGCUGCAUCAGCUCUGACCAGAGCUGCAUCAACGAGUGGAAUGCCAUGCAGGACCUGGAGUCCACCCGCCCCGACUCUCCAGCCCUCUUUGUUGACAAGCCCACCGAGCGGGAACGGACGGAGCGGCUCAUUAAAGCCAAACUCCGGAGCAUCAUGAUGAGCAAAGACCUGGAAAAUGUGACUUCCAAGGAGAUACGAAAUGAGCUGGAGAAGCACAUGAAUUGCAACUUGAAGGAAUUCAAGGAAUUUAUAGACAAUGAAAUGCUGCUUAUCCUGGGUCAGAUGGACAAACCGUCUCUGAUUUUUGAUCAUUUAUAUCUGGGGUCAGAGUGGAAUGCCUCCAACCUUGAGGAGCUGCAGGGCUCGGGCAUCGACUACAUUCUGAACGUCACCCGGGAGAUCGACAACUUCUUCCCCGGGCUCUUUGCCUACCACAACAUCCGCGUGUAUGACGAGGAGACAACAGACCUGCUGGCCCACUGGAACGAGGCCUACCACUUCAUCAACAAGGCCAAGAAGAAUCACUCCAAGUGCCUGGUGCACUGCAAGAUGGGCGUGAGCCGCUCGGCCUCCACAGUGAUCGCGUACGCCAUGAAGGAGUUCGGCUGGUCCCUGGAGAAGGCCUACAGCUACGUGAAGCAGAAGCGCAGCAUCGCGAGGCCCAACGCGGGCUUCAUGAGGCAGCUGCUGGAGUAUGAGGGCAUUUUAGAUGCCAGCAAGCAGCGCCACAACAAGCUCUGGAAGCAGCAGGCAGAGAGCAACCUGCCCCAGCAGGGGGAUGGCACGGCAGGGCCGGGCAGCUUCCUGCUGGACAGCUUGGACAUGGACCUGGAAAACCGGCUGGGGGGGGUGUGGGGGGGCCCCGCCGCCCCGCUCGACGCGCUGCUGGAGAACAAGAUCCCCGGAGACAGGGAGAGCUUUUUCCACGUCGGGGAGCUGGAGCGGGAUGCCCUGGAGGAGCGCGCGGGCUCGCUGGUGGGACAGCCUGCCCAGGGGAGGCUGCUGGAGGCAGCCAGGGCCCUGGAGACGGCGGAGCCACUGGAGGAGCUGAGCAGCUUCACUGAGAAGGAGGUGAAGAAGAAACUGGACUUCAACCCCAGGAAGGGAAGGAUAGUGCUGGGCCCCGGGGAGCCAGGGGAGGAGGGUGUCAGGGAGGAACAUCCGAUGGAGAAGUGGAAGCGGCGCUUGUCCGUGCACAAGGAGGAGAGCAGGCUUAAUAGAGAGAACUUGAAUAACAACAACAGCAAAAGGAGUUGCCCAGAGGAUUUUGAGCACGAUGCCGUGUUUGGGAUCCUCAGUAAGGUCAAGCCCCCCUACCAGUCCUGCACUGACUGCAUGUACUCCUCAGCCAGUUUGUCUCCCGACUCCUUCGGGGAGCAGUGUGAAAAGCUGAACCCCAGCGCAGCACGGCGAUCCACGACCAUCUGCACCCAGCCAGCCCUCCUCUCCCACAUCAACUCCACCUUGGGGGACCACCUGCCCAGCAAGGGGCUGGCAGAGGAAGCAAUCAGAACUCAGAGUAACAAGGCUCCCCUUCCCCUGCUGGCAGGACCAGCUUUGGAGGCCGGUGCUUGCAAACCACUCGAUCAACACUGCAGUGUUUUGAAGAAAGGAAAAGAUGCACCAAAAACCCCGGUCAAAACUCGGCUGCCCAGGAGCAACUCGCACUGUGACAAGAGCCUCCUUAAUGCAGAAGUGGUAAAAGAAGAGUCUCUAGCCAGAAAAGACAGCAAACCGACCAAGGAUCUGAAGUACUUGUUCAGCAAAGACUUGGAGAAGCCAAGUGCAAACAGUUACUUGAUGCAGCACCAGGAGUCGCUCCUUCAGCUGCAGAAAGCAGGCUUGGUUAGGAAACACACCAAAGAGCUGGAGCGGUUGAAAAGCCUGCCCUCAGACCCCUCAGCACUGCUCAGAGAGAGCCCCCUGAGCAGGGUGGACUCCAGCAUUGUGGAGGAGAGUGAGGAUCUGAUUGCACCCCACGGCCUCGUGCCUCUCCUGGGACCUGUGCCCUUGAUACCCGAAGGCGCCGAAAACGUGGAGAAGUUAGAGGUGAAGCGCGUCCUGGAGGGGAUCGCUCAGAAAACCUCCACCCCUGUCGUGUGUCGGUUGGAUCACACGAGCAGUUUCACCAAGGACUUUCUGAAGACCAUCUGCUACACCCCCUCCUCCUCCCGCAGCUCCAACCUGACCCGCAGCUCCAGCAGCGACAGCAUCCACAGCGUGCGGGGCAAGCCCGGCCUGGUGAAGCAGAGGACUCAGGAGAUCGAGACCAGGCUGCGGCUGGCCGGCCUGACCGUGUCCUCUCCUCUGAAAAGGUCCAAUUCUCUCGCCAAGCUCGGGUGUCUUAACUUGUCCUCUGAGGAUUUAUCCAGUGACAUGGAUGUGUCCACCAUAACGGACUCAAAAGAGGCCGUUUCAAGUGAGUCUUCCGUGCUCUGUGAGCCACAAGCCACGCUGAGGAGUGCAGAUGUCACCUCCAAACUGGCAGCCAAGCCAGCCCUUGGAAACUUGAAGAGCAUCCUUUGGAUGGGCAAAAGUUGA